Schistosoma haematobium is the source of this 9250-nucleotide messenger RNA. RefSeq lists its product as uncharacterized. The transcript has 5 exons. The record is from RefSeq and is a predicted model, not a curated record. Bases 7056 to 7931 code for a protein of 291 amino acids. NCBI's taxonomy places the organism in Eukaryota, Metazoa, Platyhelminthes, Trematoda, Strigeidida, Schistosomatidae.
GUUUGUUUCUGCAUAUUCAGCCAAUGCCUCAGCUGUCUCUUAAUUAUUUCUAUUGUUGCCGAAUGCCGUCUUCUUGUUUUUCAUACCUUGAAUCUUACCUACGCUGUCUACAAGGGUCCAACUUCUACGCUGAUGUCAGUUGGGGCCGAGCACUUCCAGAUAUCUUGAAUUUAUUGCUGCAUUAAUCCCUUUCCAGCUGCUCGCCGCGGCAGUUUCCACUUCUCCAAGUAUAUAUUAUAACACUCAGUUUUCGCUAAGAGUUUGCUAGCAUUUCGAUGGAAGGUCUUGUGGAACAUUUUUGUGCCACUUAUCCAGUUUUUCAGUGCUACUUUGACUACAAUUUUAGUUUGCCCGUCAUCAGAUUGUGACAUGAAGCUCUAUCGUCUCUUCUUUUUGUUUCUUCAACUUAGAUAAAAUUUCGUAAUUGUUUUAUGCAGAUGUAUAGGGUUGGUUUACCAUGGUAUGGUCCGGUGAAAUUCAUGAAGUUCUUCGUACGCAUUUGGAGGAAAUUGAUGUCGCUAAUAAGCACACUGUCGGAAGUACAUAGAUCUACCAGUCUCUGACCAUCUCCAUUCCUUUCGUCUAUUUCAUGUCACCACAUGAUCUAUUCGCGAGACGUGCUAUCAACCCCAAUCUUGACUUUUAGGUCCUCUAUCUAUGCGUCAGAUAUUUUCUUCUUCACGACUAGAGUACAGUAAAAGCUCUCCUGAAGUUAACAUUUUUGUCCAGAUUGUGUCCAAUGCGUUUCACUUAUUCCAAACACUCCCAGACAAUAUCUUCUCAAUUUUGCCGCUAUUUGGAUGGUCGUACUAGUAUCCCACAUUUUUCAAACACUCAAUAUACUAUAUUAAUUAUUGCUUUGGUUGCCAGAAAGAGUAUCGGCUCUAUGACUUCGAAAGAAUUUCGGCUUUUAUUAUGAGACAUCAUGUCAUCUACACGAAGACUCUUUAUCUCUAGGGCAGAUUUUGAGUGAUCGUUUUGACUGGUGUGCUUUCUUUAGCAAAACUUUUUUAUAUGAGGCGGAAUUACUAACCCUACAACCAAAUCAUUUCGUUUCUGCGGGCUUGAAACAAACAGUACCUCUAGAGCGGCUCCAGAUCCAGUAUCGACCCGAUCUUACUAGUUUUCGACUAUCAAAGACUGUGUUUAUUUGAGAGAGCACACGAUUUCGCUUAUUUUCAACACAAUCAGCUACUAUCCCUUACGUGCUUACAACCACAGCAAUGACGUGCAGUGACCUUUUCACAGUCAUUUAGUAAGAAAAGUUAUUACAAGACAAUAUUUUGAAAACUUUGAGAUUGUAUAUGUUGCUACCCAUUUGUUACUUAUGAAUAACAUUCUUUGUAAACCUAUCACAGAUCAUCAUACCUGUCAAUGGCAUCACAUAUGUGAACAAGAGAAUCUGGAUAUAUCAAAUGAAACUACUUCAUAAUUACAAAAUUACUGGAUUCGGAAAGAAGUAAUAGUCAAACCCAUUACUGAUUAAACGACUAUAUGUUAACAGACUUUACACUUAGAGAAACAAGCGAAUGAAACUACAUUUCAAACACUGUGAAUUGCAUAGAAGAAAAAACUCCACCAAAUCAGCCAUUCAUUACUCAACGGUAAGAAUUGGAGACAAAAACGAAUUUCACCUCAAGUAACCUAUGUUUUGCUAAGCAAUAGGAAUAAUAUACAGCCUGAGAUCACAAAAGGCUAAUAUUUAGCAAAAAUACAACUCUACAAACAUCUUCUCCAGCAAACCCAAAAUUACAGCGGAAAGUGGUUCAACUAUUUAAGUUUAUUAACCCAUAAUUAAAAUUAUUGAGUUCAUGUAGUAACAUGAGUUAAAAGACGUAAACUUCUACCUCAUUAUCUAACAGCCUACAUUUAUUUCCCGUUAACUUAAUCAAUGUUCGACUCGGUUAUCAGCCAGACAGAAACAUUUAAGAAAGCAUAAGCUUUGAUCUAAUCACCCGGACGGAUAGGCCAGAGAUUGAAUACCUAACAACUAAUACUUAACUGUAUUUUUAUCUGGGAUAGCCUACUUUCUUUCCCGUUAAGAGACAUUGAUUGUAUUAGGAGGCAAUAAUUUUUACUAAUGCAUUAACUUUUCAGAUUCUUGAACUUAUCCUAUAACUGAGGUAGCAUCUUUUCAGACGUAUGCUUUCUCAAUAUUUGUACAAAUAAAAAAGCAUUACGAAUAUUUUUAUAGCAAGUUACUUUUAAUUUGAAAUGAAAAAUAUGUAGUUACGACUUAUUUGCAAGAUGAGAAUUUAAUAAAUAUUUACAUUACAGUUAGAUAGUUUGUGAUUAGUUAUUUGACAAGUUGAGUAACAAACAGUUUGAUUAUUAGUAUGCGAAAUUUUAGGUGUGACAUUUUUACAAGUAACUAAGUAACUGCACUUUCAAAGAAGUUAUCAGCAAAUCAAAAAGUGAAUAUUAGUUGACUAGAAAUUCUCCAAGGUUAACAUAACGUUAACAAACUGUAACAUAUUGAAUAUACAAACAAUAACAAAGAAGCAACCAAGAAAACAAGCUACUCGUUGCAAACAGUCUGUAAACCAAGCUUAUUCCAACUAGAUAAAGAAAAGGAACUAUCACCAUACCCAUGAAGACUUAUGAGAUCAAUAUGAUCGUCUGAUUGACGAACUGCAAAAACACCAUCCAAAUGUACAGGGCUAAUACCCAGAUUAUAUAAUAUAAGGCCGAUUACAACAUCUUCAAAAGGAAGUAAUUUAGUAUAUCUCAGACCAACGGAAAGCAGCUUUGCGACAGGCAUGCUAAGAAUAAUGGUUCCGCCAGUAGGAAAGGGUGGAUACAAAUUGUAUGGAUAGUCUGAGUAGGAUAUAUACCAUUUAUUGGACGGGAACCUCAUCGGUUUGGAGAUACGCAACACAUCACCAGCUAUAUAGUUCAAAUACUGAGUUUCAGUAACUUCGGCAAGUGUCCGAAGCAAAUUAGACGGGUGCAACAUGAAAUCAUCGUCAAUCAAAGUGAAAAAUCGAGGAGAGGAACAUUCAUUGAUAGCAAAGUCUAAUGUCGCUAUCAGCUUAUACGUAACAUUAUGAUAGUCCUCAAUAAAAUCAAACUGAACUAUAUCGUUAUGCUUUAUAUGUUCUUGUAAUACCAGAUUUUGAGUACUGGAAUUUUCCCAAUCGGUGGAACCUGAUCUACCAAGAAUAAAAAGAGUUCGAGCACGCACUCCGGAAUAACGGAAACAGUUUGAAUUACCCCAAGAUUGGCGUAUAUUAUUACGUGACUCAAAGUGUAACAACGCUGAUUUGACAAAAAUAACUAGAUCUGGUGAAGCAUCAGAUUGAUUGGACAAUUUACAAGAAUGUAUUGGUUGGAGAAUUGCGUUAAAUUUAACAGGAUUUAUAGGUUUAACCGAUGACUUGUUGUUCGACAUUUUGAACUCAUUUUCAUAUAUCACGUACAAAUCCACAUUAGGCUGAUGUUCAAAAUAAUUUAAACUCAGGCCCUGAUUACUAUAAACUAAAUAUGAGAUUGAUAUAACAAGAAUUAAAAAUAAUGUAAAGAAAAACAUAAAACCCAAGGUUUGUUUUCUUGAGAAAUGUCGCCUAUACACUUUUAUGUUAAAAUAAUUACUCUUCUGCUUCUCCAUUGCGUCAUAAAAUCCAGUUCUGAAAAGUUGGAAAAUUGAAAACUUUAUAAUGAACUUGUGAUACUAUUAUUGUACAAUUGAACCACCCACAACAUAAUCAUUUAAAGAAACACAAAAGUUUGAGCUUAUUUUAUCUAACUAAUCCAAAUAUAAACAAAUACUUUAUGUUAACAAGUCCAGUAUAGCAAAAAUAAAACCUAUUACACAAGUAAAUAGAGUAUAAGAUAUCUAAUAAAUAAAAACAUGUAUGGAAUAUAUUUUCAAAGUAAUUUCAAAGCAGAUUUACGAUACCAACAAACGUAAAUUUAUUGCUUAUUACUACAGAAUAACUGAGUAGCCUAAUCACUGUUAACCAGUAGUUACAGAAUAAUUAAAAGAUUCUGUAAAUUACUAGUAAAAUGAACAUUCCGACUUCUUAGUAGCAAGAAGUCAGAUACUUAGUAGACUUCCAAUAACGUAUAGAAACAUAAAUUUCUGAUCACAUAACUGAUUGACCGAGUUUUACCAGCAAAAAGAUUGUCAUUCUGGUAAGACUUAGUCGGUGAGUAGUAUGACCGACAUUAAUGAGUACUAAAUCCAAAUUUCGUGUCAUGGUGCCCAGAACUGACGACUGUUAGCAUAAAAUGAAAAACUCAGGUUUUCGACUUUACUACACAUGAUACAAAAGGUUAUGGUAAUCUCUACAGUACAAGUAUUCAUACUUACACCUCCAAUCCCAGUUUGGGACAUAAAACGUUCUAGUUUCUGAUUAAGUUUUAUAUAUAAGAGCUAAGUGGAGUCCACUAGCCUCAAAAUUUAAACGUUUUAAUAAGUGGUUCACGUUCUAGAAUAAGAAGUAAGGAGUGAAAUAAAUUCACAAAUAAGGUAACGUGAAACUGUUCCAAGUAAUUAGCGAUCAUUUGCACUAUGGGCACAUCUUCAUAACACAAAGUCAAACAUUAAUGUCUUCAAAAUUACCGAAUCUGAGACAGCUAAAACGACAUUGAUUAUAGCUUAGUAACAUUAAAGAAUCGGACAAAUAUCGAAUUAAAAAGUCAGUUAUUGUAGAAUACCAGGAGAUUCAUGAAAUCGUAGUCUGAGUAUGGGCAACUAAAACUGGAGUUCAACGAAAACCCUACAUAAAACUUACGAAGUAAAUGGUUAUACCGAGUAGUUCCAGUUGUCUACUGAUCUUUAGUGCAAUCAAAGAGAGAAAUAUAGACCCAUCAUAAAGCAUUUACCAAAGUAUAAUAUUCACUAGUUCAUCACAAAUCAACAGUACUUUAUCGUCAGGUGGUCAUGGAAUGGUGACUGCACAUUUAGUAUUUCAGAAGCCUCAACCGUAAAUAUACAAAACUUUUACUCGAACAUCACUCCUCAAAAAAGGAUUGUUUAAUCACUCUGAUGAACUUGAAGGCCUUUUAACAGUUUCUGGAAGUUUUGAUAUUUUCAAGCAUUUAACACAUUGAAAAGUAUAGCAUGGAGGUACCAUAAAAAAUCACUAUAAUAUACACGAAGAAUUAACUGAUGAUUUAUGAAUGUUAGUCGAAAUUCAAGAACUACAGUUUUGAUCUGUUUGUUCAUUAAGAUACUCAAUCAAACAAUCUGUCCAGGAGAAUUGAGUCUGGAGAUAUUUAUUUGUUUGAAGUAGAAACAACUGAGAAAUGUUGAAAUAGUAAAAGUGCAGCAGGAAUCAUUAUUACUUAACACAUGUAUCACCGUCUUCUGAAUCCCUAUCACUUCACUUGACAUCAUAACUUAGUUCUGCUACGAGUUGUGAGCAAAAAAUAAAUAAAUAAACACUUCAGUACAAUGCAAAAGCCAUAAAUUGUAACGUAACAAGUUGUGCACAAAGCCCACCAUGUAAAAUUACAACAUGGAUAAUGUAUUUCUCAAGCGAAAUAAUUAGGCUUAUAUAAGUUUUUAGAAAAUAACAGUUUAGAUACUCGAACUUGAGCUACAUAUUCUCUGAAAGGUAACGAUAAUACCCGAGUUCACAAACGAAAGUACAAGUUGUGGUAAAUGGACCCGAGACUUAGUGGCUAGAACUCGUGUCUUAAUAACCAAACUAUCGCUCCACGGCAGUAACGUGAAGAGAAAUAUAAUAAAGUACAGUUAGAAAUGCUUUGUCCAACUAUCAUAAAUUUCGUACGAAAUUCUAUUCGAAGACAAAAUUUAUAAACGCAUCUUACUACUUGUAACUAUCAAAAGCAAACAAGACAAAGACGUACCGUGGAGGACAAGAAUGACUUACAAAAGUCUACUUCCAUGUAAUUAUCCUGGAUUCUGGCAGAUAAGUGGAUAUUUGUACACAAAAGCAAACAUAAAUGACAUAAAACCUAACAAACAUAUCCGUCUGCCCAAAUUUCUACACUUAACAUCACCAAGGCGAGUAGAGAUAUGUGGCCUGGUUAGUUAGAUUUUGAGGCUAUGAAUGGAUAGCAAGAGAAUUUGUCGAUUAGUUGUAUGGUUUCCUAUAUAAAAAAAAGCCUGAGAAUGGUUUUAAGGAAGACAUUUGAUUUUAUGUAGAUUUAAAUGCCAAUCGGAAGAGGUUAGUUAUAACAUAUAAUGCAGUAAUAGUAGUAGUAGUAAUAGCAAUGGUAAUCGAUACACGUGGAAGCUGAGGACUCUGUGCUAAUAUUUAGCAUUCACUUAGAUCACAUUCUCCAGAUAUAUAAUGUUUUUAUGAGCUAGUAGAUACCAACCGAUUUUUUUGACCUUUCACUGUGUCAUUUGAGUUUUCAAACUUUUUAUUUAUUGAAAUCAUAAACAAUCUUCCCUCUGAUAAUUAAAGUACUGAACAGCACUUAAGUGCUAGGGACUUUUCAGCUACAGAAACCCUAAAUUUUCUAUGUAGUUAAGGAACAACAGCAUUAACUCUGUACACACCCAAUCCCCCUAUUUGAGGGGAACUACGAUAGGAAACUUUGGGGAAGUUUUAGGGAAAUGGCAUGAAAAUCCCGAAAUUUCCCCAGGUCUGUGGAAAAUCCUGAGAAUGUUUGGGGAAAUGUCUAGGUUUUCUCCAAUAUUUCCCCUAAAUCUUACAACACUUUAAGGUUUUUCCCCAAAAUUCCCCUAAACUUUAGGGAAAACUACUAUAUUUUUUACGGUUUUGAGGAAAACCCGAAAAAUUACCCACAGUUGCCCAAAAUAGGGAGGUUGGGCAGUUAGCACUUAUUGUAAACAACAUACUAAAUAUUUCUUUAACUAGCCAUAAAGUCCCAGAUUUUUCUUUUUGUGCUUGCUAGACAUGACAACAAACGAGAACAGUGUUCACAGAGUUAUCUAGGUAUAGACGAGUGGACUACUACGGCAACGCUCCUAGGGUAUCGUCCACUGAUGGGGGUUGCGAGCACUUGAAGGUCAAACUGUCGCAAAAUGAUUGGUGCGUCACAUCGACAAUUCGUGAAAAUUUUCAGAAGCGGUCAAAUCAAGACAUUUUUAGAUUUGAGUUGAGUUCAGCCACACUAUGUCUGAUAACGUUCAUUCUUCAAGUAACGAAGACGAUUCCAUCGUGAUGAUGCAUGAUAUAGGACGAAUCUUCAAUGAUAUUAUGUUAUCUCGAAGAUUUACAGGUUGGGACAAUUUUGAGACCUGUUUGAAAGAAGUACAUAAGUAUACGCAUACUAAGUACGUUAUGUCAGUAUGCAAAAAGAACAGUGAUGAUUCAACUCUAAAGUACUUUUUCGUGCGAUAUGUCUGUACAUAUGGACGUAAACGCAGUUCGUCAGAGUCAGAUGCUUGCGUUCAGGAUGUAGAUGAUGAUAGUAAUAAUCAUUCUUCUGAAGAGCAUACAACUUCUAACUCGCCAACACAACCUAGGCAAAGGAGACGACGUCGGUCAUCUACGUAUGCCUUACUUCAAAUGAAUUUAUCCUUCAGGUCGAAAUAUUGCCACUGUAAAUCAGGAUUUUGGGUCCGGGCACUGAAUGGUGAGUUGAAACUCACCUCUAUUAAAACCGUGCACAACCAUCCUUGCACAGAAGGAUAUAUUUCUGCCGAUCCAUCGAAACGACAGUUGACCUCAAGUGAACGCUUGUAUUUAAGAACGUUUCUACUGAGUAAUACACCAACUCGUAGCUUACGGUAUCUGGUUUCUUUGAAGUUCAAUAAACAACUUACCAAGGACGAUAUCGCCAGAAUGCGUUCACAGUUGUACCCAGACACUAAAAAUAUCAAUAACAUUUUACAGCGCAUUCAAGGUAAUACUGAAGUUAAAGUAUUCUAUGAAAAUGGGAACAUGUCUAUGAUUUGCUUCAGCCGCAGAGAGCAAAUAGCUGUUUACCACGCGUUCCCGGACGUAAUAUGUAUUGAUUCGACUUAUCAGACCAAUAAAGUCGGGUAAGUGACGAUUAGUAAUAAAUUUAUCUGAAAGCUUUCCACUGUUCCAGCUAGUGGUCACUGAUAGUCUUGGGCAAGGGCACACUGUUAUGUAUGCUCUUUGCAGUCAAGAACGACGCGAAGAUAUAGAAAAACUAUUGGAAUGUUUUAAAGAGAUAAUGUGCGGUACUUAUGCUACACGCACGUUCAUUAUGGAUUCGGCAGCGACCGAAAUUUCGGCUGUGCAGUCUACGCACAGUCAUUCUAACACAAUACUUUGUUCAUUCCAUGUCCUAAGAGCGUUUUUCAGGAAGUUCCGAAAUCCUGAUGUGCGCAAAUGCUUGGAACAGCUUGUGAAGACUAAACGGUCUGAUAUGUGAGCUUCGCUUUUCAUAGCGCAUUAUAUUCAGAUUUACUCGAAAGUACGAACAUCUAAGAACUCAUUUUCCACGGGCGUAUGAUUACAUAAAAGAUUACUGGAUUGCUAGGAAGUCAAUGUGGGCUCGCUGUUACCGGCGACAUGUAUUAAGCCUGGGCAACCACACAAACAACCGUGUUGAAAGUGCUCAUAAACACCUAAAAGAAUGUCUCAGAAGAGGUGAUUCCCUAUUAUUGACGUUCUGGAAAAUUUGGAGUAAAACAGACAUUGAUGUACGUUUGCGUCCUUAUGACGCUGUGAAGGAUCUUCAACGUUUUCCUAUUCUUCAGGUAAGAAAUAUAGUUAAAUGUAUCAUUAAUUCCAGGUUCCAAUGUCAUUUCGAACUCUUCUAAUUGAGUUCACACCUUUUGCAGCUAAAAUUGUAGCUGUAAAUUAUAAACGUGUUCGGACAAUGAGACACGAAUUUAUAGAAGGAGAAUACAUCCGGUGCUACGACAAGGGUAUGAUGUAUGUUGUUGAUACUUCACGUGCACGAUGUGCUUGUGAGCGUUUCAAUGACUACAUGCUGCCCUGUGGUCAUAUUUUGUAUGCACAUUCUAAAGAUCUGAUUCGCGGAGACUUAUUUCGACAUAGCAACCGGUGGACAAGAAAAUACAUAAUGGACCUGGUUCUUCGUGCGCUGGACAACAUCUCAAUCUCUACAGGGAGUGGUGAUCUGCUAGAGAAGUUCACUAGCAACUACCACUCAAUCCAUGCUCUUAGUGAACCUAUGGCAAGUAAACUCAUCCGUUCAUGCCUCGAAGCAUCGGAAGACAUAUGUGCACAGUUGAUGAGUUCAGUCGGUGCUAAUGAUGAAGCUACAACGUCAGAAUCCAUUGUUAAUGCAGACCAUAGCUAUGCUUCUUGCUAACAAGAAGAUCUAAUAUUGUAAUCUUUUUAGUUUUACAUAAAUUCAUUUAUAUGGC